Molecule: messenger RNA, 4099 nt
Organism: Chelonus insularis
Lineage: Eukaryota; Metazoa; Arthropoda; Insecta; Hymenoptera; Braconidae
Gene: Ripk5
Product: dual serine/threonine and tyrosine protein kinase-like
Exons: 4
Coding region: 518-3415 (965 amino acids)
Biological process (GO): protein phosphorylation; positive regulation of ERK1 and ERK2 cascade; positive regulation of fibroblast growth factor receptor signaling pathway
Cellular component (GO): cytoplasm
Molecular function (GO): ATP binding; protein kinase activity
Source: RefSeq, a predicted model, not a curated record
AUUGGAGUUUUAGAGGUUAUAUUUUCUGAUUUUGCAUAAUUUCUCCAGUUUAUCAUUUACAUUUCAAGCUAUUCAACAAGAAGAAGAAGAAAAACGUGAAAUUUAUAGAAGCAUGCAAUACAUGGAAAAUAAAUUGAAUAAUUAAUAUUUGAAACUUAAAUAAACUAUUAUUUCAUUAUGUGUCAUUAUUAUGGAAAUAUUCUUUUCCUUUGAGUUGAACAUUGACAAUUGAUUAUAAAAGUUUAUUAAUUAUAAUUAAAAUUAAUUUAAUAAAACUUAAGGUUGUCUGAAGUGUCUUAAAUAAACUAGGCAUGACUAUUCAUGAUUUAAUUGAUAAAAUAAUUUAGUAUCACCAUUAAAGUACAGUGUUUUGGAGUAUUAUUUUUAACUGGGAAAAGAUUAUUAAAAUUACUGAAAUUCGCAGUAAAUUUUAAUCUAUUACCCGGAAACUCGAUGAUUCUACAUCAAGUGAUGAGUAACAAACUUUGUUGAGCUAAAUAAUAUCGAAUCUCAUAAAAUGGUAAGCAAAUUGCCACAAGAAUUCCGAAGAUAUCAACGAAACCGCAAUCGUCUGCGAAAUAUUUUCCAAGAAACUCAAAGUACAUUGGAAAUUAUCAAUCAUGAAAACUUCUUUCCAGAUGAAAAUAUUAUGGAUGAAUUACUACCCUCCUUGACCCUGGAUCGUCUUACUUACAUUCUGGACAAUCACCCAGCGAUUGUAAUAUCAGGCCAAGACUGUAAGUCAAAAGCAACAUUAGUCAAUCGUUGUUUAGGCCUAGAUGUAAUGCCACUAGCAGAUGGUAAUUGGCGAUGGAUUAAAUUUAGUUACAGUCAUACUAAUAAUGUGAGUGUGACUUUAGGAUUGGAAUACGAAGUUGUGGAAACAAUUCAAAUAAAUGAAAAAACAUGGGAGACACUUUCGAUGGAAGAUUUAAUUCGACCUACUAAUGAAGAUCCCAAUUGUCCUACAAUUCUAGAUGUUAAACUUGAUCGACCGAUGUUGAAAGAAGGAGUACAAAUUUUUGUGGUACCUGACAUAGCAGCAAUUCGAACUCUUGCAAAAGGAGUUUUAGGAAUUCUUCCAAUUUUUUUAUAUGCAUUGAGUGAUUAUCCUUUAAAUGAAGAAAAUACUAAAGAACUGAGAGAACUUAAAGAAACCUAUCCAUACCAUCCUGUACUAUUCGUUUCUUCUUUGGCAAAGAUUAUAUUUGAUAAUAUUGAUGAAGAUUUGACAGAAUCAGAGCAACAUCGAUUGCAAAGUCAGGUUGAGAAAGAAAAAAAUCAUGUUUUAGAAUUGGAAGAAAAAGAAGAUGAAGGUUUGAAUCUCGAAAAAAUGAAUUCUCUAGGUUUAACUUGGUUCGAUCAAUUAGGGAGUCUUGGUUUUUUACAAAUAGAUGAAUCGGAUGAUGAUCAAAUGCCUUGGUUGAACGGUGGAAAAUAUAUUAAUUCAAAUGAUUUUAUUGAAUCUUGUGAAAGAAUGGAUCGAAUUUUGCAAUUUACUCGCAGUUGUCUCCAGACUUAUCUCGUUAAUGCAAGUAAUUAUCUCAAUGGAGUUCAGACAAAUGCACUUCGAAAGUUUAUUUUGAGUGCUUACGAUAUGGCGAGAGAAAUACAGAUAACACCAAAGAGAAUUCAGUAUGCACAGCAAAAAGAAAGUGAGUUGUACACGAGUUUAAUGAAUAUUGUCAAUCAAAACCAAGAUGAAUUGACUGAAUUAAUACGAAAAAUAAUUCAAGAAAUGAAAGAUAAUUGGUCUUUAACAGCAGAUGAGAAUCAAGAUCAAAAUUAUACAUUUAAUGUUGAAGUUCAAAGACAGGUAUUGAGGAAACUAAGUGAAAAAGUGGCACGACAAUUAGUUACAUCUGUCAAUUGUUUGCGAGAAACAUUUGUCGGUACUUUACAACGUUGUUUAUUAGAAUUAGAAAAAAGUUACGAUCAUGACUCGAAUCUUUUAGCAAGUGAUGCAUUGAAACAAAUUUUAACUGCUGCUUAUAAUGUCGAACUUCACAAUUCAUCUCCAUCAUUGAUACAUUCAUUUUUGGAACGACUGAGACAACUGUUUAAAUCAUUACCUCUUCCCUGGUCAUCAACGCCAACUUUAGAUGCUACUUGGAAGAAAAAAGUGGUUUUAGAUGUAUUAAAUUCUCUCUGUCCUGUAAGAUUAGCCAAAACAAUUUCUAUGCAAUUUCGAGAUAAGAUAAAGUCAUCCCAUGAUGUGUUUCAUGCAGCUCUGAGGUCAUUGGAGAAUCAUUAUUCUGGGAAAUUAGAAAGAACUGAAGAACAAAAAGUAGCGAUUAGAAAAAUUCAUGCUCCUAAAUUAGCUAAAUUAUCAUUAGAGUCAACGUCAAUGAGUGAUAAAGUUCGCUUUGGUAUUCCUCAUCAAGGCAAAGAAAUAGGAAGAGGACAGUAUGGAGUAGUUUUUGCAUGUGAUGGUUGGGGAGGUGCUCCAGGUCCAUGUGCAGUUAAGUCAGUUAUACCUCCAGAUGAAAGGCAUUGGAAUGAUUUAGCUAUGGAAUUUUAUUAUACAAGAUCCAUUCCCGAUCACAAGAGAAUAGUUAAACUCCGUGGCUCUAUAAUUGAUGAUACUUACGGUGGUGUUCAUGGUGCUGGAGCAGCUGUAUUAUUAAUAACAGAUCGUCUUAGUCGUGAUUUAUAUUGUGGACUACGAGCAGGACUAUCUUGGAUUGUGAGAAUUCAAAUAGCUAUAGAUGUACUUGAAGGAAUUCGAUAUUUACACUCGCAAGGAUUACUUCAUCGUGAUAUUAAAUUAAAAAAUGUUUUAUUAGAUACUGAAAAUCGUGCUAAAUUAACAGAUCUUGGAUUUUGUAUUACUGAAGCUAUGAUGUCUGGUAGCGUUGUUGGAACUCCAGUUCAUAUGGCGCCAGAACUUCUUUCUGGUCAUUAUGAUAGUAGUGUUGAUGUUUAUGCUUUUGGCAUCUUAUUUUGGUAUAUUUGUGCUGGACACACCAAGAUGCCUAAUGCUUUCGAACAAUUUCAUAAUAAAGAACAAUUAUGGACUAAUGUUAGAAAAGGCCUUCGUCCAGAACGUCUGCCAAGUUUUGAUGAUGAAUGUUGGCAACUCAUGGAGCAAUGUUGGGCAGGGGAGCCAUCAAAGCGACCACUUCUUGGUGCAAUUUUACCAGUUCUAGAGGCUAUUCGUAACAAAGCGGAUCUAGGCAAGUCUUUGGCAGAGCCUGAUGUAAACAGACAGCAAGGUUCUUCUUCAUCGUCUUAUGAAACUAUGAAAAAUCCGGCUUUAGCCCUUGCUGAACCGAAUAAUCAGAGGGGGGCAACUUCUAGUCCUCAUCUGAGACGUAGGACUUUUAGAGCACUCAAGUAUCCAACUCUACACUUGACUAAUUUAUUUCAAGCAAGCGUGUGCUCGAAUCUCUACGUUCAAAUGCGCGAAUAUUAAACGACAAUACUCAACAUUACUUUGUAAUGGUAUUUGUGAUUAAUAAGACUGCUAAGAGAGAAUGAGAAUAAUUUUUCAAAUAAUUGUCUUGAUUUUAGAAUUCAGCUUUUUCAUUAGUACUAAUACAUUAUCAUUAUAUAUCAUUUUUAAUACCCCCCUUUUUUUGUUUCUUUUAAUACAUUUAAUUGUAAUAAUUAAUGAUGUUAAACUUGUGAGAGAUAACUAAUCGUAUUUUUUAAUAUUUACUGAUUAAUCUCAUACAUUCAAUACACAUAAAGUAUCACGAAAAUUCUCGUUACGGGUCCACAGAAAUGUCAUUUAACUCAAUGUACAUUUAAAAUUAAAAAAAUUGAUCAUCUACAACUCGUGAUAACCAGAUUAACAAUUACUCUACUGGCCUUAUUAUAGAAAAAAAUAUUUAAUUAAUGUUUGAUAUUAUUAUUGAGUACAUUUAUAUUAUUUAUUACCCACGCUUGUAGUUUUGUAUCAAUUUUUGUAAAGGUACGACGCUAUGAACGAGUCGUUAAAAUAUAUUUGUAGAAAAAUGUUUCUUUUUUAAAAUUAAUUAUACAUUGUUGAAAAUAAAUAAUAUAUAAAAUGAUAAUAUUAAUUAAACAGUUUAACAAACUGAGCAUGACUUUUUGUUUUUUUUUGUAAUAUGCAUACUAAAUUAAUUUUAUCUAA